AAGUUUGAAGCAUACUCAGCUGCACACAAGAUGUUCAAAGCAUUUCAACUUACUUACAGUUUGCCUCGAUGCGCUGCCCUCAGCCCAGCAUUAGUUCGAUAUGCAUCCACAGCCAAUGGCUUCAAGCCUUCCAUUAAGCUCCUUGCCAAACUUCGACAAGAAACCGAAGUAUCCAUGUCAAAAGCAAAAGAAGCCCUAGUUAAGGCUGAGAAUGACUAUGAAAAGGCUCUUGCUUGGCUUGAGGAGGAUGCCAAGGUUUCCGGUGCCAAGAAGGCGCAAAAGGUUGCUGGUAGAACUGCUGGUGAAGGCUUGAUUGCUAUCGCCACCGUCGAAGCUCCCGGUCGCGGUGAAGGAGGCGUUAAGAGCAGAAGCACGAUCAUCGAGCUGAACUGCGAAACAGAUUUUGUGUCUCGAAACGAUCUCUUCAAGAAUUUGGCCACUCAAAUUGCUUCAACCUCUCUCUUCGUUCCUGAUGUCUUCCAAAACCUCGACAAGUCAAGAUUCAUCCACCAUAUUCCUGUUGAAUCUUUCAUCAACAGCCCAAUUAUGCCUCAUCCUUCAUCAGCAUCUGCAGACGCCUAUGCCUUGUUCAAGACAGUCCAAGAAUCUAUCGUUGAGACUAUUGGCAAGCUUGGUGAAAACAUCACACUCCGCCGCGUUGCUGUUGUUGCCGACCCUGAAUCAGAAUUGCAACAAAUUCCCAAGCAGCACGACAGAACUAUCCUGGCUUCUGCAUACACUCACGGUGGUGACAGCACCACUGGCAAGAUCGGAGGUAUUGCUGUGCUUGGCCUUUCUGGCGGACCUGCCUCAUCGCCAGCUUUGUCUAAGCUGUCUCGCAACGUUGCUCGUCAAGUCGUAGGAUUUAAUCCUACAUUCCUCAACGAAUCACAAGCUGUCGUUCCAGAAGGAGCCGAUAAGAAGGAGUUUUUGGAAACGAAUGUCUUGACUCACCAAAACUAUAUGCUCGGUGGCGGUACGGUUGAAGAAGUCGUGGCCAAGACUGGCAAGGACGAAGGCGUAGACUGCGAGGUCAUUGACUAUGUCAGAUGGGAAGUCGGUGAAGGUAUCGAGAAGGCUGAACAGGAUUUCGCCGGUGAAGUCCUUCGCGCCGUCAAAGGCAACUAAUUAACAUCAAACUGGAUAGACUGCAAUAAUGUAUUUAGAAGAGAUUGCAACUUCUGCUGCACAUAACAUUAUAAUUUUUUUUUUCAUUUCAUAAAAUAACACCAUCAUCACAAUCGUAUUGGCUAUAUCAUUAAAAAAAUAUAUCGUAGUAACAGAUAGCAUUUCUAGGGUGUGAAUUUAUUG
This is a messenger RNA of Umbelopsis ramanniana AG, 1311 nucleotides long. RefSeq lists its product as uncharacterized. Gene Ontology annotation, biological process: mitochondrial translational elongation. The record is from RefSeq and is a predicted model, not a curated record. The transcript is spliced from 2 exons. Gene Ontology annotation, cellular component: mitochondrial matrix. Bases 31 to 1128 code for a protein of 365 amino acids. NCBI's taxonomy places the organism in Eukaryota, Fungi, Mucoromycota, Umbelopsidomycetes, Umbelopsidales, Umbelopsidaceae. Gene Ontology annotation, molecular function: protein binding; translation elongation factor activity.